AUGGAGGAAGACGAUGAUACAGCUGAAAUAAAAAAGCUUCACGACGAUUCCAUCCGAAGAAUUGUUGCAGAACAGGCGAUCACAGAUCUUUCGAGCAUUGUGAAAGAGCUCGUGGAUAAUUCAAUUGAUGCAGAAAGUAAAACCAUAAAGGUUCGACUUUUUGGCCACGGCUUGGAAAUCAUUGAGGUAUCUGAUGAUGGCUUUGGUGUUCCUCUGCAAUCCCGAGAGCAUUUAGCCACGAGGUAUGCCACCAGCAAAAUCAAUUGUUUCGAUGACAUAUACAGUGGCACGGGUCUUUCUAUGGGAUUCAGAGGUGAAGCUCUAUUUAGUAUGGCUUGCCUUUCAUCCCAACUAAUUGUGGCUUCUCGGACUGAGUCCGAAGGCAUUGCGCAAAAGAUGCAAUUCCAGCGCGACGGAAGUCUGGAUAAAUCAUCGGUCACAGCUGUGCAUCGAAAAAUUGGUACAACUGUCGCUGUGCUCAAACCCUUUGCUCACCUACCUGCUAGACGCGCUGACAUGGCACGUAGGAUCAGAACAGAGCGAUCAAAGUUGUUCCGGCUAAUGGAGUCGUACGCUAUUUUCAAUGUCGGGGUUGGUAUUAAUCUAAUCGAUAUGAUUUCUGGGCGAGAAGAUGUUGCACUGGCAACUAGUUCGGCAAGCACUACACUCGAGGAAAAUGUCAGUGCAGUUUUGGGUCACAAGUUCUUGUCAUCGCUAGCGAAUAUUGAUGUAAAGUUGGGAGAUAUUGUGGCUCCCAACAAAGAAGAUAAUCUGCACGACUGGGGAAUAAAAGGAUUGCUGUCACGAAAUCCUCACGCCGAUCCCCCAGCUCGGUCGAUCAAUACUUUUUGCAUAAAUGGACGGGUAGUGCAACUUCCAAAGUUUGCAGCUUUGUUGCGAAAAUUAUGGACCGGGUUUUCUGGAAGAAAGAGACCAUCCUGUAUUCUUUCGCUCACGCUGCCAAAUUGUUCUUUUGACAUCAACUUAUCACCAGACAAGCAGCAGGUCUUGCUGGUGAACGAGCAGCAGAUACUUGAUGUCCUUCACCACGCAGUUACAGACUUUUAUUCUAGUCAAGUAAACGGCAAAUUUCAUGCCAAAAGGCUUCAACAUCCUGGAAACGAAGAUGUAGUAGAAAAAGAGAGGCAAAAGCACAAGCGUCGGUUUGCUUUUGUCCAUGAUCUAUCGAAAGCAAAGUUGCAGCAUGACCUGGAAGACCGGAAUAGUUCGAAACGACAAAAGAUAGGACACCAGGACGAAAUGAGCUCCCAGAAGAAUCUUGUGGACACAUCGCAAGGGGAUGUCCCACAAAGAUAUGAAAUGGGAUUAGUCAGCAUCGACUAUGCGCAAAUAAGUCGUCGAGACAGGAAUGAAGAGAAGGCGGAAAUGAAAGAUCAAGAGCACCAAAAAUUAUACGACGCUGCAGUGGGGAGCGAACAGCCGCAGUUUUUUAGCAAGAGAGGAGAAAAAACUUCGGAAGGAAGCAGACCCAUAGCCGUUUUGACGGGUAGAAUUAAGUCGACUGGCGCUUCGGUGAGAAGCGAAGGCAAAAUGUCGUUAGACGACAGAACAGCAAGUCAUUCUAAUUGUCGGUCAAGUGAAGCUCAGGGGGCAGAGUUUGACAUGAACAAGUUUAGGGCCAGCCGUCAAAAGAGUGGAGUUACCGAUUACGAAAGGCAGAAGUGGACUGAAAUACAAUCCAAGUUUCGGGCAGAUCAGAAUCGGCUGGAUAUAAAAGCCAUGAGUUCGCAAUUCAACGUGCCUUCCGAUUCAUGUUGUGAAGAUUCCCGCUUUAGUGAUUCGAGUGAUCGUCCAUGCUUGAGAGAGUUUGGGAACGCUAGCCCCCCUUCCAUCCUCAUGCGGUGCCCAGAGCAACAGACAAAGACCGACACUUGUGAAAAACAGCUUUCCCCGGAUUGUCGAAAGCAAAGAGGCAGUUGUGGGAAAAAGGGCUCUUCCUCGAAAAAAAAAGAUUCAACGAUAGGACAGACUUCUUCACCACAAAAUGGCAAGACGAUUAUGUGUCAUGUUGGAGCACAGGCUCAAGAAGGAAACUGUUCUGUUGCAAUUGCAAAUGAUCAUAACAGUGCUAUGCCGAUCAGGGAGUCUUCAAGUUCUGUUGCAAUUGCAAAUGAUCAAAACAGUGCUAUGCCGAUCAGGGAGUCUUCAACAUCUUUGGAUUGGACAAGCUUUGAAGACGCGGAUGGAAUAUGUAUUAAGGUAAGGGACGAAGGAAUACGGCUGAAAAAACGGCGAAAGGAUGCCUGUAAAAUGUCUGGACAGACUAGCGAGGAUUCGAAGACUGAAGGGCACCAACAUCAAAUUGGCAAGCGUGGUAUAUCCGAGUCUCUAGAGGGUGACAUUUUGAGUUUGUCGAAAGCAAAAUUUGGAGAUGGUAGCAUGGAAAUUGUGGGUCAGUUCAACUUGGGAUUCAUCCUUUGUCUAUGUAAUGAGGACAACCUUUGGAUUUUUGACCAACAUGCUUGCGACGAGAAGUACAACUUCGAAAAGCUACGAAGAGAAACGAAGAUAAGCGAGCAAAGGCUGUUGAGGCCCAUGGCGCUAGAAUUGACAUCUUCCGAGGAAGCCUGCAUUCUAGACCACAUGAAUGUUUUUGAAGCCAACGGUUUCCAGUUUGAAUUUCGACCGAAAGCACCGAUUCGGAGGCGCUUGCUACUUACUUCACUGCCCCACAGUGGUGCACCCAACGGUAGGAAAGACGUCCAAUUCGGACACGAGGAUGUCAAGGCUCUGUGUGCGAUGCUGAGUGAAGGAGCUGCCUACGAUGCAGGAGAUGGAGGAACGGGGGCUGACGGUUCGGGAAAGUUUGGUAAUAAUGCAGUUAGGUUUGCCAGCAUGACCAGCAGCAAACAAGAUCCAGCAAGCAGCUUGAUUGCUCGCCUACCAAAGGCCAUAUCCAUGUUUGCCUCCCGUUCUUGCCGAUCUUCGAUAAUGAUCGGCACGGCCCUGUCGCAGUCAGAAAUGAAGAAGAUCGUUUCUCGUUUGGCAGAUGUCGAAUUUCCGUGGAACUGCCCCCAUGGAAGACCAACACUUCGUCACGUGGGAAAUGUUUCUACGGUAUUAUCGGAAGAUGCAGGUCGUGCUAUGGAUCAUAUGGGACUUGCGGUCACACAGGUGGUCAUAAACCAACGCUACGAGACACGGAUCUAA
Messenger RNA from Cylindrotheca closterium, 3171 nucleotides. Lineage: Eukaryota; Bacillariophyta; Bacillariophyceae; Bacillariales; Bacillariaceae. The record is from the annotation of a GenBank genome assembly.